Bacidia gigantensis is the source of this 1641-nucleotide messenger RNA. RefSeq lists its product as uncharacterized. NCBI's taxonomy places the organism in Eukaryota, Fungi, Ascomycota, Lecanoromycetes, Lecanorales, Ramalinaceae. Gene Ontology annotation, molecular function: mannokinase activity; glucokinase activity; fructokinase activity. The record is from RefSeq and is a predicted model, not a curated record. Gene Ontology annotation, biological process: glucose 6-phosphate metabolic process; glycolytic process; intracellular glucose homeostasis. The transcript has 2 exons. The coding region runs from base 1 to 1641 and encodes 546 amino acids. Gene Ontology annotation, cellular component: cytosol; mitochondrion.
AUGCAUACCUCUACCGCGCCAGGGGUCGCUGCGGUCCCCAACCAGUAUACUCUGGAAAAGGCUCAGAUCAUCGCUGCUCAGUUCGAAAUCAGCGACGUUGAGAUUGGUAUUUGCGUCCAGAAAUUCUUGCAGCAAAUGGGUGCGUGGAGUGGCCUUGGACAAAGAUCCUGCAUGAGCGCUGAGUUUGUUCAACAGACGAAGGCCUGCAAAGGAGAACUCCGGCCAUGUGCCAAAUUCCAACUUACAUUACUCGGUUCGGCUCUUGGUGUAGACUUGGGAGGUAGUAAUCUUCGUGUGUGCCUCGUUGAACUGCACGGAGAUACUUCAUAUCAUGUGGUACAAUCUAAAAGAUCAAUCCCUGCUGAACUCAUGGUGACUCAUGAAGCCGCGGACCUGUUCGCAUUCAUUACAGACCAGAUUGAGGUUCUUCUCAGGACCCAUCAUCCUGACUGCUUCAGCGAGUCGGCAAAUGUAGAAGUCUUAAGCCUGGGCCUAACAUUCUCGUUUCCAGUCUAUCAGAACGCUAUCGAUUCGGGCAUACUGUUACGCUGGACGAAGGGCUUUGACAUUCCCAGUGUGGUUGGACAGGACGUUUGUAGGCUCCUGCAACAACAGAUUGAUCUUCAAAAGUUGCCAGUGAAAGUUGCAGCUCUCGUCAAUGAUGCGACAGGAACAAUCAUGUCCCGUGCGUACACUUUACCUCUCGACCAAAUACGCACAUCUGUUGGCACAAUAUUCGGUACUGGGACUAACGGUGUCUACCUCGAGAAGCUUUCGAAAAUAUGCAAGCCACUCGAUGGGCGCUUUGACAGCUCAACCGGCGAGAUGCUGAUCAGUAUCGAGUGGGGUUCUUUCGACAAUGGGCUUUCUGUGCUGCCUAAUACAGAAUACGACGACGAAAUAAAUCGAAGUAGUAUCAACCCUGGAAAUCAGAUGUUUGAAAAAAGAGUCUCUGGCAUGUUUCUUGGAGAACUGCUUCGUACAGUCCUCAUAAAGCUGCUUGACGACCCUGCAGUGAGACUGUUUCAGGGCUCAGAUUUGAGGUCAGGCAGUUUGGAUGUACGCAAGAUAGCGCUUCACACACGUUGGGCAGUCGAUUCAUCGAUUCUUUCUAUCGCCGAAUUGGACACCACACAAGGCCUGACAGCCCUUCGCCAAAAAAUCGUUGAUGCUCUUGGAGUCUCAUCCUCACAGGUCAGUACCGAGGAUGCUCAAAUCGUGAAAGUAAUUGCGCAUGCGAUAGGCAAGCGUGCUGCUAGACUAGGCGGCAUGGCGUUGGGUGCCGUUGUCCUGAAGACUUCGCAUCUGGACCCAAACUUCGAACAAACCCAAUUUUCUGAGACUAGAAGCGGAGAAGUCGGGUCGCAGGACACUCAGCACAGUGUUCAUGUAUCAGAAACCAUUGCAGCCAAUGGUAGCACUUCCUCUUUACCCUCUGACAAGCCGUACGUGAUCGACGUUGCGGUGGAUGGUAGUGUAAUCGAGUACUAUCCCAAUUUCGAGAUGUACAUGCGUGACGCUCUGAAAACUGUACCAGGGAUAGGUGCUGCUGGCGAAAAAAUGAUAAGAAUAAACGUGACAAAAGAUGGGUCCAGCGUUGGCGCAGCUAUCACCACACUCGUCGUAACACAGCAGACAUGA